CGAAAGAGUCCUAUGAGCCAUUCCUCGAUGAUGUACUCGCUCAAUUCCCCCGUGUCCGCGCCGUCUGGGCUUUCGAUAUCGCUUAGCAUAGCGCAUCCUAUCUCCUCAACGAGCACGUUAUUAGAGACGAGCCUGACUGGUUUGACUGCGCUCGGGACAUCUCGCAAAUUGCCAACCACUUCCAGAAAGGCCUUCGCCAGCCAAUCGUAGGAAUGGGUCAGUCGUGGGGCUGUUUCAAUAUUCCCAUGGCUGCCGCUCAAAAUCCACGACUCUUUGCCGGCGUUAUUGCUUUAGAACCUGUUCUGGUGACAACCUACGGAGCUCGACCACCUUACAUGCAUCUCGCCGUCCUUACGAUGAAACGAAGAGACCGAUGGUUGUCACGCGAGGAUGCAAGACGCGCGCUUCGGAAAUGCCCUUACUACGCAGUCUUUGAUGAUCGUGUUUUCGAUCAGAUCAUUCGCUGACCUACGGGACGUUCCGCCAAAAAUGCAUGCAGCACAGGAUGUGUCUACAAAUUCUUCGAUCGCACCCGAGGUAACUCUGACGACUCCCAAGGCUAUGGAGGUCUAUACCAUGAUGCGCGCAAAUCCACCAUUGCCCGGGUAUCCUUUAGGGCCAGACCACAACCCCAAUCACGCUCGCCACUCUACUCCUGUUAUCCCUGGAUUCCACAUAUCAGCGGACACAGAAACUCAGAAGCACAUUCCGCACGUGUUGCCCCCGGUGCUAUAUGCCUGGGGCUCUAGAUCGUUCAUUGCGAAACUACCUGGUUACCGACAAAUGCUACUCGAGAAGACGGGAGUUGGGCCCGGGGGCAGCGGAGGAGCAUCCGUUGGACAUGUUACCGAGACUGUGAUCGGGGACUGCGACCGCUGCUUGCCUUUUGAGAAGCCUCGCGAGACGGCGAAGGCCUUGUAGCCGUGGCUUGAGCGACAAGUCGAUAACUGGGAGAAGAAUUGGGAGGAGAGGAAGAAGGAAGGACCCUAUUGGACGGAUACAAUAAACCUAGGAUGGAUUGACAGGGCAUCUAAGAUAUCGAAACUAUAGUUGUAUGGCCUCACUACACCUGUAUACAUAACAACUAUGUCGAAAACAUCAUUGCGGUCUGUUUCUGUAUUUUCCGGGAUCUGGCACAAGGAUACGAAGAUAAGUGAAUGAAAGGG
Molecule: messenger RNA, 1166 nt
Organism: Mytilinidion resinicola
Lineage: Eukaryota; Fungi; Ascomycota; Dothideomycetes; Mytilinidiales; Mytilinidiaceae
Exons: 2
Coding region: 391-921 (176 amino acids)
Source: RefSeq, a predicted model, not a curated record